AUGGCAGCGCGGUCCCGGCGCCCCUGGCUCAGCGUGGUGCUAGGGCUGGUGCUGGGCUUCACCGUCGCCUCCUGGCUUAUUGCGCCCAAAGUGGCCGAGCUGAGUGAGAGGAAGAGGCGAGGCGGCGGCAGCGGCAACAGCGGCUCCUCCGGCGGCGGCGGCGGCGGCAGUAGUCUCUGCGCUUUCUACGGCCGCGUGGCUCGGCUGCCCGGGAGCGAGAGGCAGCUGCGACCCGAGGCGGCGGCAGCUGGAGGGCUGGGGGGUGCCGCCGUGAGAAGCAGCCUGUGGGAAAAAGAGAGAGAGCAGCCGCCGCCGCCUCCUGCGGCGGAGGACGAGCCUGUGCCCAGUCCCCCUGUUGCAGAUACCGGAGAAGGAGACCCGCAAGAGGAGGAGGAGGAGGAAGAGGACGGCGCCGGGCGCCACGGCAGCAGCCACAACGGCAGCGGGGACUACGCGGGCGCCCCGGGCUGCGCCAAGACCCGCCACUUCCUCUACGUCGGGGUGAUGACCGCCCAGAAGUACCUGGGCAGCCGAGCGCUGGCGGUGCAGCGGACCUGGGCGCGCUCAAUCUCCGGCCGAGUGGAGUUCUUCUCCUCGCAGGGCUCUGUUCCUCCUCCUGCCCUGCAAGGGGAGCAGCCACUGCCGGUCGUCGCCUUACCCGGCGUGGACGACUCGUACCCGCCUCAGAAAAAAUCCUUCAUGAUGCUUAAGUAUAUGCACGACCACUACCUGGACACUUACGAGUGGUUUAUGCGGGCGGACGACGAUGUCUACAUCAAAGGCGAAAAAUUGGAGGAGUUCCUUAGGUCACUGAACAGCAGUAAACCUCUGUAUUUGGGACAAACAGGACUGGGAAACAUUGAAGAACUUGGAAAACUGGGUCUUGAGCCAGGAGAGAAUUUCUGUAUGGGAGGGCCUGGAAUGAUCUUCAGUCGUGAGGUUCUGAGGAGGAUGGUGCCACACAUAGGUGAAUGUCUUCGAGAAAUGUACACUACUCAUGAGGAUGUCGAAGUGGGCCGAUGUGUUCGGCGGUUUGGUGGAACUCAGUGCGUCUGGUCAUAUGAGGUAAGGAGUAAUGGAUUACUGCUGGUGUCUUUUGUCCAUGACUUUAAUAAACAUGGCUGCUCCCCAACCAUGCUCAACCAUUACUGCCUUAGUAUGCACUGUUGUGUGCCGUGUUAUCAUUACCAUCUUCAUUGGGCUUUUAAUAUUCCAAUGGAAUCAAUCAUAUUUAGAUUUCUGUGAUGGAAACUUAAAAGCCAACCUGGGUUGAGUUUGGCAGAUACCAAAUGCAGACAUACAACAUCAGCACACAAUGUUAUGGUAGAAUAAUAGCUUAAAACAUACACUUGUGCUAAUGGGAUUUUUUUGUAUGUACUUCAGAACGUAUCUACUAAUGCAUCAACUAUGGAGUACUUAUAUUUAAUUUACAUUUACAAUUUACUUUGAUCAAUCCCUACAUGCUUAUACUAUAUAUUCUUAGGCAUAUUUAGUCACAUAACUAUAGUAAUCAGACAAUCCUUAAUUAGGAUUAAAACUCUUGCCAUCCUAUAUAACAGGAAAUAUUCUUC
Molecule: messenger RNA, 1571 nt
Organism: Varanus komodoensis (Komodo dragon)
Lineage: Eukaryota; Metazoa; Chordata; Lepidosauria; Squamata; Varanidae
Gene: CHSY3
Product: chondroitin sulfate synthase 3
Exons: 2
Coding region: 1-1245 (414 amino acids)
Cellular component (GO): membrane
Molecular function (GO): glucuronosyl-N-acetylgalactosaminyl-proteoglycan 4-beta-N-acetylgalactosaminyltransferase activity
Source: RefSeq, a predicted model, not a curated record